This is a messenger RNA of Periconia digitata, 1129 nucleotides long. The record is from the annotation of a GenBank genome assembly. NCBI's taxonomy places the organism in Eukaryota, Fungi, Ascomycota, Dothideomycetes, Pleosporales, Periconiaceae.
UCACACGGCUUCCAACGGCUUCCAGCUUCCAGCAUGCCCUCACCCAAACAACACUCGCAUCAUCAGGCUAGCAGUCCAAUUGCUCAGACCCCCUCACCUCCACCACGACCCUCUGCCCCAGUAACGAUAUCAUCGCUAUUGUCAGGUCUGCCCCUCGCGGCUACCUCUCCUCCCCCAAUAACUGUCCACACCGUCGGUCUUGCUCCGAAGCGCUCCUCUGCCACGGCUUCCCCAUCGCCCACGCAAGAAUCCCAGCCGUCUCCCGAGGGAGCUGGCCCGCUUAGUGGGGCAUAUGUGAUCCCCCCGCGCCCAAAACCUGGGCGCAAACCAGCAAAGGAUGAGCCUGCCUCGAAGCGCAAAGCCCAAAACCGCUCCGCGCAACAGAAAUUUCGCGCAAAGAAGGUUCAAAGGCUAGAGGAGUUGACCAUCCAACUGCAAGGCGUCCAGGAAGAGAACCAGCGCUUGCAUGCCGAAAGCAGGCUGCGAGAAGCGAGAAUGAAGGAGUUGGAGAUGGAGUUGCAGCAAGCGCGCGAGCUACAGAACACAACCGCCCGUGAGCGGGAUUAUUGGAGAAGCAUGCAUUCGACUGCUUCGGAGUUCCAAGCUGCAGAAGUCCUUCAAAGUCAGUUCUCUCGCAAAGGUUCUUCGUCGACUUCAUCGGUCCGCGAACUCGAAACAGAUUUCACUGGCUAUCGCACGCCCGACACCAUCAUGGACGUGAGUUGUGGUGGUUGCACACCUACUGGACAUUGUGCUUGCGUAGCAGAAUAUACCAAGUUGGGCUAGAGACCUUUCCAUGCGGGCGUUCGGAGUUCUGAGCAAUAUCCUUCCUUGCCGCUUGACGAAUUCAUUGGGUGGUAAAUUCUUUCAGUGUAUUUAUUUGGGUGAAUGGUUUCCAAGGUGAAAAGGGUUCCUAGGGUUAUGAUGGCUUUUCAGUCAUGCAACGGUCAGGGUUAACAGGUGUACAUAAUUGCUUUCGAGUAAAAGACAAAGUCUUCACUAUCAUAUCUACAUCUCUAGAGUGAAAUUGUGUGCCCGUACUAGUGAUGAAUUGAAGUCGCCAUUGAGGAAUUACAAUUCCCUUUGGAUCAGACGUCGACAUUGUCGGAUUCCCACGGUCUCCUAACCU